This is a messenger RNA of Cornus florida, 2984 nucleotides long. Its product is annotated as probable folate-biopterin transporter 8, chloroplastic. Gene Ontology annotation, cellular component: membrane. Bases 403 to 1995 code for a protein of 530 amino acids. The transcript is spliced from 2 exons. The record is from RefSeq and is a predicted model, not a curated record. NCBI's taxonomy places the organism in Eukaryota, Viridiplantae, Streptophyta, Magnoliopsida, Cornales, Cornaceae.
UUGUCCUCACCUCCACGACCUAUUGGCGCGUGUUCAACAACAAUGGCUUCCUUGUUACUUAGUAGGGCCCUUUAAAUCUCCCAAAAGAAAAACAACAAAAACCCAAACCUCAACAUCGGUUUUGCUGGAAUCCUCCCUCUCUAUGUGUGUGUGUGUGUGUGUGUGUAUAUAUAUAUAAUAUACACUAGUAUUACAUAUACUUAGCCCUGUGACUCCUGUCCUACACACUUCUAGAUCUAUCUCUUCUCUCUAUCUAAUCUACCUCUUUCUCUACUCAACAUCGUAUACCAUAUUCUUUCUUGUUGUCUGAGGAAUUGAGUGUCAAAAGGGUAAGUUAGUGUUCCAUCUGAUAUUACUCUGUUUCUAAUCCCUGUCGUCUUCUCCAAAUCUGAAAACCCCCAAAUGAACACAAUGAUUUACCCAUUAGUUUCCAAUAAAAUCCCAUCAAUACCCACCAAUCCAGCAAUCAGAAAACCUCCACAAAGGCCAUCUUUUUCACAUUUCAGACCCAUCCAUUGCACACAAUCUCACAACUCCAAUAACACUGUUAGCAUCAAGACAAAGAGGGUAUAUGAGGAGAGAGGAGGUUGUUCACAAGUGGGUAGUCAACAGAUGUUGGCUUUGUGUGGAUUUGGGUAUGGGGUGCAAGGUUAUAGGUGCUUUCCUUGGCUGGCUCUCAAUUUCCACAUGGCCCACAAUCUAAACUUGCAUCCAUCAAUGUUGCAGCUGGUCCAGCACUUUGGUAAUCUUCCCAUGGUGGCUAAGCCUCUCUAUGGAAUCUUGUCUGAUGCCCUCUAUAUUGGAGGUGCUCAUAGAAUACCCUAUAUUUCUAUUGGAGUCCUGCUGCAGGUUUUAUCUUGGGGGUCUUUGGCAUUGAUCCCUGUUGCAGGAGAAGACCUUCCUACUCUAGUGGCAUGUGUUCUUCUCACUAAUCUUGGAGCAUCAAUUACAGAAGUUGCAAAGGAUGCUCUUGUUGCAGAGUAUGGCCAAAAGCACAAAAUUAUUGGCCUACAAUCUUAUGCAUUUAUGGCCUUAGCUGCCGGUGGAAUCUUAGGAAACUUGCUCGGUGGAUUUUUCUUACUAAAAACACAACAGCCGAAAUCCAUGCUUCUAAUAUUUGCAGCUUUACUUGCCGUUCAACUCAUAAUUUCCUCUGCCACAAGAGAGGAUUCUCUUGGUUUACCACAACCAUCAAAUCACAAUCUUGUGGGGAAACCGAUCUCAGAUACUAUUGAAAAACAGUAUUCUGAGCUUAUGAUGGCAAUUAGUGAAGCGAGUAUCGCCCGCCCUCUGAUUUGGAUUGUAGCUUCUAUUGCCAUGGUUCCAAUUUUGUCUGGUUCUAUGUUUUGCUACCAAACCCAAUGCCUAAAUCUUGAUCCUUCAAUCAUUGGAAUGUCACGAGUGACUGGCCAGUUGAUGCUUCUAUUUAUGACUGUGCUCUAUGACCGAUUCAGGAGAAUUAUUCCUGUGUGGAAACUUAUUGGCACGGUGCAGAUUUUGUAUGCUUCCUCCCUUCUUCUUGACCUCAUCCUAGUAAAGCAGAUUAAUCUUAAACUGGGAAUUCCAAAUGAGGUGUUUGCCCUUUGUUUUUCGGGUGUAGCAGAAACUAUUGCACAAUUUAAACUCUUGCCAUUCCAGGUGCUUUUCGCAAGUUUAGCUCCACCUGGUUGUGAAGGAUCUCUCAUUUCUUUCUUGGCUUCAGCAUUAUGUUUAUCGUCAAUAGCUAGUGGCUUUUUGGGUAUUGGAUUGUCUUCUUUUCUUGGAAUAACGUCAAGCGAUUACUCAAGUCUGCCUUUAGGGAUUGUGAUACAGUUUCUUGCAGCUUUGGUGCCACUGAGAUGGAUUUAUAAUGUGUCCAUGUCAAAAUCUGUUGCUGAAAAGGAGAAGAAGAGAGGUAGGAGUAAAAGAACUCGAAGAAACAGAAGAGUUGGAAGAGUGGUGUUUGGUUCAGUUUAUGAAUACCGACGAGGAAGAGAAUCUGAGAUGCAGUGGUGAAGAAGCUAAUUCAAUCCUCAUAUACUUGUAAGGAAAAGAAAGGAAGCAUGAACUUGUGCACAUCUCAUUUUCCAGUCUUCGUACUAUUUCAAACACAGUAAUUCUUUGUCUACCACUACGAUCACAUUGGAUCGUCUGAUGUUGUCUUUGGACCUCUAAAGAAAGCAACUGUGCCAUUCCGAAUUUAUCAUGCCUCAUUAGUGUAAUUUUCAGUUGUUCUGAGUUUGGGCCUUUAGGACAAUGGAUGUGGCUCUCGACAAAGCUGAUUGGAGAACUAUUUACAUGUUUCAUCCCAAGUAGCUGGGCUAAUUGAGGCUUCUUUUGAUCGAUUUGUGGGAUUAAAUGGGGUGCAUUAUUGGUCUCAGUGCUUCAUUUGAUUUGUAAGUUAGUGGAUACAAAGCGGCUGCAUUGCCCUCUAAAUUUAUUGUGAAGACCUCUCCAUAAGAAGGAUGAUGAUCAAAGAAAUGUAAGUGCCAAGAUGAUCUUACCAUUGUUCAAGGAUGUCUAAGCAUCAACUGCAGAUUUGGAUCAGAAUUUCUUAGAGGUCUUCAAAAAUUCAAGGUUUCAAGUACUUCUGUGUGUGUUGCAGUUGAAUGAAUGCAAGCAAGAGGACGUGUUAUAUGACACAAAAAUCUUGAAUCAUUCUGAGAGCUGGCAACAUAAAUUCCAAGAGGGUACCUAAGACCAGAAUAACUUCUUGAAGGAUCCGCAAUGACUCUGGCACAGCGUGGGAUUGAGAAUCUUCCAUCCGAUUUAGGUUCCCUUGUGGAGGGAGGGAAAAAAAUGAAAGAAGAACUUUAAUUUAAUCGAAAGGCAAAUAUUAGCGGUAGCUUGUGCACGUGUUUAUGCUUGUUUUACUCGUUUAGUUAUUUCUAACUAUAUUGUAUUUGUAUAUGUUUUCUCUGUUGUUGCUUUUGUCACUCUCUUUAGUACGCAGUUGUGAUAGAAUUUCUGUUAGGAUUAGAUUUUGUUUCUGAUCUCAAAAUAAG